AUGAUCCGGAAUCUGGUGGCGCAGCAAAUCCAGGACUGGUUCACCAUCGGCAAAACGGUUACGGGCGUCGAACUGUUAGGAGGAAAUCGGGCUUCUUUUACGGCUGAUGUCUCGAGCUCAGCUGCGGGGCAGUGCAACUCAGAGCCUGAAACCCACCAAGUGAAGCGGUGUGAAUUAGAAGAGCAGAUGACCAAAGCCGAACAUGCAAACAGCUUUGGAGAUCAAAGGGAGCAACUAACCUCUCAUUCGGCGGCUUUUCCUAAAGCAGGCACGAUAGAAAUGGAUUACGAAACCCAGGAGUCAAAAUAUUUUUUAUCCCCAAGGGCUCGUGUUGAGAUAUUCUCGAGGAUUACUCUGAGUUUCGGGGAUGCAGACAGCAGUCUGUUGGAAAAGUUUGAUGAUGAUGAAGACCUUCCUAGCAGUCCCCUUCUGACAUCAAGACCUAUUCUUUCCACUUUAAAGACAAUAACUAAUAUAGAAGUGGCAGACUACAGAUACCCAGAACUGCCAAUUACUAAAUAUAGGGAACAGCUUGUUGAUCUCAUUGAAAAUAAUUCAGUAGUCAUCGUUCGAGGUGCUACAGGCAGUGGUAAGAGCACACAAUUGCCUCAAUAUAUUCUUGAAUGCUACGUAAGGAAACCUGCAUUCUGCAAUAUUGUAGUAACACAGCCACGGAAAAUUGGAGCAAUCAGUAUUGCACGCUGGAUCUGCAAAGAACGUCAUUUGUCUGUAGGAGGCUUGGUUGGAUAUCAGGUCGGAUUAGAAAAAGAAGUUAGUACAGACACGCAACUAACUUACAUGACAACAGGCGUUCUGCUUCAAAAAAUUGUUAAUGCAAGAUGCCUGACUGAAUUUACGCACAUCUUCAUUGAUGAAGUCCAUGAGCGUACUGAGGAAAUGGAUUUUUUGUUGCUGGUUGUCCGUAAACUUCUACGCACCAAUUCACGAUUUGUUAGGGUGAUCCUAAUGUCUGCAACAAUUAAUUGCAUGGAGUUUGCAGAUUACUUUGCAGUGCCCUUCCGAAAGACCCUGACCCCUGCAUAUGUGUUUGAGGUAGAGGGAAUCCCGUACAGUGUUGAUGAAUAUUAUCUUGACGAUCUCAAAGAGCUAAUCCACUUCCAGGUUGCACACUCAUUUUCUAAUGAGCCAAAAAUCCUGCCUGAUGUCUAUAACAUAGCAGAAACUCUGAUCCUCUACUUUGAUGAGCUAGAAAGUAAAGAAAAUGGGUAAGUGACAAGAAAAUCAGCAGGAAUGAACUUGAACCGUGGCAGUGUCUUGGUAUUUUUGCCAGGUCUGGCAGAAAUAAAUCACCUGCAUGAAGUCCUCACUUCUAUGGUUCAGAAGAGGCUGCAUGUAUAUCCACUGCACUCAAGUGUGACCUUGGAAGAACAAAGUAAUGUGUUCCUGACCCCUGUACCUGGCUAUCGAAAGAUAAUUUUGUCCACAAAUAUCGCUGAGAGCUCUGUCACAGUUUCAGAUGUUAAAUAUGUAAUAGACUUCUGCUUAACUCGUCACCUGGUUUGUGAUGAAGACACCAACUACCAGAGCCUUCGCUUAAGCUGGGCUUCAAAGAUGAGCUGUAAUCAGAGAAAAGGCCGUGCUGGUCGUGUUUCAAAAGGAUACUGUUAUCGGUUAGUGACACAUGAUUUCUGGAUACAUUGCAUUCCUGAUCACGCAGUACCAGAGAUGCAGCGCUGCCCAUUAGGCAGUACUGUACUGAAAGUCAAACUACUGGAUAUGGGAGAACCAAGAGCUUUGUUGGCUUCUGCUUUAUCUCCACCCAAUUUGAGAGACAUUGAGCGCACAGUCCUACUACUGAAAGAGGUGGGAGCACUUUCUGUUGAAAUGAAAGGAGUAGAAAACCCAUAUGAUGGAGAUUUAACUUUCUUAGGAAAAGUAUUGGCAUAUUUGCCUGUGGAUCUCCAUUUAGGAAAACUUGUAGUCAUAGGACAUGUGUUUGGCUGUUUAGAGGAGUGCCUAAUUAUUGCUGCUGCACUUUCAUUGAAAAACUUCUUUGCAAUGCCUUUCAAACAGCACCUUGAAGGAUACCGGAAUAAAAUGGAGUUUUCAGAUGGAACAUUAAGUGACUGUAUAGCACUUGUGAAUGCGUUCAAGGCUUGGCGUACUUGCAGAGAGCAAGGACAGCUGAGAUUUCCAAGGGCUGAGUUAGAAUGGGGAAAAUCAAAUUAUGUCCAGAUAAAAAGAAUAAAAGAGGUGGCACAGUUGUACGAGGAGCUGAAGGAACGUGUCCAGUGUUUUAAUAUGUAUAUUGAUAACCCACCUGGGUGUACAAGUGAAGAAUAUGUGCACAAGCAAAGAUUCAUUCUGCAGGUUGUUCUGGCUGGAGCUUUUUACCCAAAUUAUUUCACAUUUGGUCCAGUCUCUGAAGAAAUUGCUGUGAAAGAGCUGGCUCAAAAAGAUUACAGAACUACAGUAAUGGUGAGAAAUGUUCCACCUUAUGGGUUCCUGUACUACCAACAGCUGCAGUCCCUGUUCAGGCAGUGUGGUCAAGUUGGUGCUAUUUCAUUUGAUGGUUCAAAGGGCUUUAUUGAAUUUGUGCAAAAUCCAAUAAAAAGAACAGAGAUCCAUCCUGCAGUGUAUAUGGCGCUGAAGAUGGCCCAGCAACGUAUUCCUUUACAGUUGAAAGUUCAUCCUUUGGAGGAGAUUGAAGUAUUGAUUCAAGGACAACCUAGUACAAGCUUACGAAGCCCAAGAUUUUCUGUAGGCUAUCAAAAUUGGACUGUUCAGCUGAUGCCUGAGGAAAAGUCAAGAGGUCCUUUUGAAUUGCCUUGUUAUCCUGUUCCACGUUUUUUCAUCAUGAAUGUCACAGAGGUUGUUGAAGUUGGACACUUUUGGGGUUACAGAACAGAUGGGAAAAGCUUGCACACAUUAAGCAAAUUGAUGACUGAAAUCAAUCAGCUGAAGUUGACAUCACUGAUGGUAGAGCCAUGUCCUGACUUUUGUCUUGCACCAUUCACAGAUUGUAGUGAAACCCAUUAUUACAGAGCUAAAGUCUUGCAAGUCUCUGGUGAUUCAGCUGAAGUAUUCUUUGUGGAUUAUGGAAAUACUACAAAAGUUGCUACAGAUCUCUUACGGAAUAUCCCACAUAAUCUAUUGGAGCUGCCUUUUCAGGCUCUUCAGUGUCAAAUUUGCAACAUGCGUCCUUCUGCAUAUUCUCUGAUACAUGGUGAUCAGUGGAGUGCCAAGGCCAGAGGAAGAUUCAGCUCUUUGGUGAAAAACUGUGUACUCCUUGUGAAAGUUUUCUCCAUUGUGCACAAUGUGCUGCGUGUAGACCUCAGCAUACAGUCUUCAAAAAUUGAUUGUAAUGUGCGGGAAAUCCUCAUCAGUGAAGGUUUUGCUGAACCGGCUGAAGAGACUUAUGAAUCAAAGAUAAGUCAUGAGCAGCUGAAGACCAUGUUGCAAUCUCCUCUCCAGGAUAGGUUGGGCUUAAAUCAACAAACCGUGUGGACCCAGAAGGAAGAAGACUGGAAGCUAAUUCAAACAUUAGUAAAGAAGUUUUCCUCUUCUAAAUUGGGUUUUCCAAAUUCUAAGGUCCAUUUGCAUGGUCCCUUCAAUCCCUAUGAGACCAAGUUUCACUCCAUGACUACAAUGUCCAGGUUCAGGAAUGUUUGGAUUGAGAGAGAGAGUAUAAAUUCAGUAGCUCUGAAUAAUGCUCCUGAAGAUAUUCACCAGAGGAUGCUGGUUGGCGCAUCAGUGUCAGUAAAUACGUCAGGUUCAACCAUAAUUGUGAGGGAAACUACUUUGAUGCCAAAUAUCCAUGGACUUCCAGCUCUCAUCUGUAUGAUAUUUGCUCCAGUUGUGGAAUUAAGGACUGAUAGGCUGAGAAAAUGUUACAUUGGUGCUCUUUGUGGCUUGGGGUGGAAUCCAAUAACCAGUGCCCCAUUGUUGGAAGAACAUGAUCUGGAAGUUGCAUUUGAUGUGCAUCUUGAUGUAAAUGAUAUUUUGGAGAUCAACCUGCUCCGGAGCACUAUAAACAAGUUAGUUUGUGAUGGACUACUGCGUUCGGGAAGCCAUGAGAAAAUACGUAAACUGCAAAAUGAAGCUCGGCAGAGAUUGAUAGAAAUAUUUACUGGAAAGAAACCAAGAGAAAGUAUUACGCCACAAUACUGUGAAAGACCAUACCAGUGGAAUCAGGUCGAUCCAGGGCUUCUCUUGAACCAGUCCAGGGACGUAAACAAAAUAGUCCUGUACCAACUGCAUUCCUUGGUGCUGCUGAAUCCAUAA
Molecule: messenger RNA, 4245 nt
Organism: Carcharodon carcharias (great white shark)
Lineage: Eukaryota; Metazoa; Chordata; Chondrichthyes; Lamniformes; Lamnidae
Gene: tdrd9
Product: tudor domain containing 9
Exons: 36
Cellular component (GO): intracellular anatomical structure
Molecular function (GO): RNA binding; ATP binding
Source: RefSeq, a predicted model, not a curated record